UCAGCCUGCCCCUGACCUGGGACUCCAGGGCGCUGACCCUGGCCCCCUCUCUUGCAGUUCAUGGCGUCCCAUGGGAAUGAAGCCGCCAGAGUCACCUUCGAGUCCAAAGUCCCGUCUUUCUACUACCGGCCCACGUUCUCCGACUGCCAGCUCCUGCGAGAGCAGUGGAUCCGAGCCAAGUACGAGCGGCAGGAGUUCAUCAUCCCUGAGAAGCAGGAGCCCUACUCUGCAGGGUACCGCGAGGGCUUUCUCUGGAAGCGCGGCCGGGACAACGGGCAGUUUCUAAGCCGGAAGUUCGUGCUGACGGAGCGCGAGGGGGCCCUGAAGUACUUCAACAGGAAUGACGCCAAGGAGCCUAAGGCUGUCAUGAAGAUUGAGCACCUGAAUGCCACCUUCCAGCCGGCCAAGAUUGGCCACCCCCAUGGCCUGCAAGUCACCUACCUGAAGGACAACAGCACCCGCAACAUCUUUAUCUAUCAUGAGGAUGGGAAGGAGAUCGUGGACUGGUUCAACGCACUGCGAGCUGCCCGCUUCCACUACCUGCAGGUGGCCUUUCCAGGGGCCAGCGAUGCAGACCUGGUGCCGAAGCUCUCCAGAAACUACCUGAAGGAAGGCUACAUGGAGAAGACGGGGCCCAAGCAAACAGAGGGCUUCCGGAAGCGCUGGUUCACCAUGGAUGACCGGAGACUCAUGUACUUCAAAGAUCCCCUGGACGCCUUUGCCCGAGGAGAGGUCUUCAUUGGCAGCAAGGAGAGUGGCUACACAGUGCUGGAGGGACUCCCACCGUCCACCCAGGGCCACCACUGGCCACAUGGCAUCACCAUUGUCACACCUGACCGCAAGUUCUUGUUCACCUGCGAGACGGAGUUGGACCGGAGGGAGUGGGUGGAGGCCUUCCAGAAGGUGGUGGACAGGCCCAUGCUACCCCAGGAGUACGCAGUGGAAGCCCACUUCAAGCAUAAACCCUAGCGAGAGACGGUCCAUCCAGAGGCCUGAGGACACUGGACUCGGGACGUGUUGGCCAAGGAUGCAGCUGGACGGGGAGGCCUUCUCCAGGGCAGCCCUGGGCUCAGCUGGGUGGAGCCUGAGCUUUAACCACUAGGAGGCACUUGAACCUCAUCAAAGGCCCAUCUGCCUGUCCCAGCCCAGCCAUGCUGCUGCUGCUGACCACACCGGCUGACCUGCUCCUCUCCCUGCCCCUGGACGCCUCUCCUGAUGGCCCUGCAGGGUCUCCCAGCUCAGGAGCAGCCCCCACGAACUCCUGGAUACCUGCCCAACCUGAAGGGACUUCUGGGCCUCUUAAGUGGACCCUUUGUGCUGGGUGGCUGAGGGCAGCAGUGGUAGCAGUGGGCUGGCUGGGUCACUGGGGACUCUCGGACCUGCCGCAUGCCCCCCUCCCUUCCCCCGUUGUGACAAGUAUUUAUUGGGUAUCUGCUGUGUGUCAGCCACGGGUCUGGGGCCAGCAGAGGCAUGUGGCCCUUGUCCUCAGGGGCAGUUUCCCAGGAGAAUGGUGUGUGCGGAUCCUGGCCCUGCCAGCUGGGGCCCUGGCUUCGGGCAGGAGGCUGGAGGGGUUCACCAGGGGCUGCCAGGUGCCAUGAGGGGACCUAGCCACACCAUCUGCUCAUGGGCAUCUGUGCCCAGCUUGGUGCUCAGCCUUGACCAGUGAUCCAUGCCCACCGGCCCUGACCUUUGAGGAUGAUGGCUGGCGCCACCAAGAGGCCCCCAGAGGCAGGGGUGACCCUGUACCCCUCUGCCCCUGGGGCCCUGCUUGCUGCUGGCUGGCCAGCAGUUAAAGCCACCUCAUAUUUAUUUCUCACCUCGUCUCCUUCCGUGCUGCACUCUGGCCGUCCAGGACAGCUGGGCUCCCUUUCCAUGGGACCCCUGCAGGGCAGGUCCUGGCCAGCUGGACGGGCUUGGUGGAGCUCUUUGGUGGUAGAUGCAUCCAGGGGUGACCUGGGUGACUCCAGCCCUUUCUAGCAGUCUUGCCCCGGAGGAGAUGGGGGAGGGUUCCUAAGGCCGGGCACCCUGCUGCCCUGUGUCACAUCCUGGAAUAAAGUGUGGCUCUGGUGUGGUCCCA
Molecule: messenger RNA, 2077 nt
Organism: Ictidomys tridecemlineatus (thirteen-lined ground squirrel)
Lineage: Eukaryota; Metazoa; Chordata; Mammalia; Rodentia; Sciuridae
Source: RefSeq, a predicted model, not a curated record